Messenger RNA from Acanthamoeba castellanii str. Neff, 1509 nucleotides. RefSeq names its product tRNA dimethylallyltransferase. Gene Ontology annotation, molecular function: tRNA dimethylallyltransferase activity. The coding region runs from base 1 to 1509 and encodes 502 amino acids. The record is from RefSeq and is a predicted model, not a curated record. NCBI's taxonomy places the organism in Eukaryota, Discosea, Longamoebia, Acanthamoebidae. The transcript has 7 exons. Gene Ontology annotation, biological process: tRNA modification. Gene Ontology annotation, cellular component: mitochondrion.
AUGGAGGGAGCAGAUGGAUGCGAGGAGGAGGGGAGGAGCCCCGUGCAAAAGAAGCAAGUCGUUGUGGUCAUGGGGAGUACGGGCGUGGGCAAAUCCCAGCUGGCCAUCGACCUUGCUCUCGCCCUACAGAAGCAGCAACGCGGCGUAGCAGAAAUCAUCAAUGCCGACUCGAUGCAGGCGGGCGUGGUGCACCAUCUUCUGGACGUGGUCGAGCCGACAGACAUCAACUUCAACGUCAUCGAGUUCUGCCGCCUCGCGCUCGCCACCAUCGACGACAUCCAUAGCCGCGGGAACCUGCCGAUCGUGGUGGGGGGCACGCACUACUACCUGGAGGCGCUGCUGUGGGAGAACGUGCUGCUGCACGCCGCCGACGCCCCGCUCGCGCCCAAGCACCACCACCACCAAUCGCAGCGUCCGCGGCCCGACGAAGAAGCAGGAGAAGAGGGAGAAGGGGAGCAUAAGGCCGGCGGCGGCGGCGGCACAGAGCCUGCGGAGCUGGCGGCGCUGUAUCGGCGGCUGAGCGAGGUCGACCCGCUCAUGGCGUCGUGGCUCCACCCGCACAACGAGCGCAAGAUCAAGCGCGCUCUCGAGGUGUACGACACCACCGGCCAGCCCUACAGCGACAAGCUGCGCCAGCAGGCCUCGCCCACGCCACGAUAUGAUGCGCUGCUGUUUUGGAUCGAUUGCGAUCGGGCGGUGCUGAACGCGCGGCUGGACGGGCGCGUGGACAAGAUGGUGCGGGCGGGCCUGCUCGCGGAGGUGGCCGACCUGCGGCGCCUGCUCGAGCGCGAUGGCCUGCCCAUGGACUACACCAAGGGCAUCCUCCAGGCCAUCGGUUACAAGGAGUUUGCGCCGUACUUUGCGGCGGCGGAGAAGGGCGGAGCGGAGGCAGAGGGGGCGCUGCGGGCGUGCGUGGCGGCCCUCAAGCAGCGCACCCGCAAGUACGCCAAGGUGCAGACCAGCUGGGUCCACCGCCACUUCAGGCCGCGAGCGACGAUCCAUCGGCUGGACUCGACGCGAUUCGAGCAGCAGCGGUGGGACGACGAGGUGCGGCUCCCCGCCGUGCGCGUCCUCACCCAAUGGUACACCGCCGGCGCCGGCGACUCCGCCGUUCAGUACGUCGAAGUCCUGCGACCACCAUCGGCCGAGCGGGCAUCGCUCAAGCGGCCGACCAGCGAUCGAGGAGGCGACGACGGCGCAGAGGGCGGCGGCGACAGCGGCGAGGCGACGAAGCGGAACAAAGCGGAGGGCGGCAAGGGCGAGAGCGGCGAGGGGCGGGAAGAGGCGCUGGGGGCGCGGUGGCGGCGGUUCGUGUGCGAGGAGUGCGAGGGCAAGGUGCUGCAGGGCGAGGUCCAGUGGCGCGCCCACCUGGCCUCGCGCGGCCACUACCACCACCGCCGGCGACGCCGGCAGCAGGCCCUCCUGGUCGGCAUCACCACCGCCGCCUCCACCGCCGCCACCGCCACUGACGGCGCCGACCCCACCGACACGUCACACAAGGCCCAGUGA